This is a messenger RNA of Linum tenue, 2298 nucleotides long. The record is from the annotation of a GenBank genome assembly. NCBI's taxonomy places the organism in Eukaryota, Viridiplantae, Streptophyta, Magnoliopsida, Malpighiales, Linaceae.
CGUCGCCGUCAGCUGUUCUCACUUCGUCGGGGGAAGUGGUUGUCGCGCGCUUAGCCGCAGAAAGGAGGAGAGCGGAGAAACCAGUUUAACCGAGAGAGACUGACACAGUCACAGAUCCAGAGAGGGAGUGAGAGAGAUUCAGGAAGCAAGAGAAGUUAUGAAACCCUAGAUUCUCUCUGUGCUUGUGGUUUUUGAAAAUGGUGGGAACGUCACUGGCUGGAGUGCAAGAUCACUUGAAAUUGGCAAGGGAGUACGCUCUUGAAGGUCUCUACGACACUGCGGUUAUUUUCUUCGAUGGCGCCAUUGCUCAGAUCAACAAGCACCUAAACACACUUGAUGACCCAUUAGUCCGCACGAAAUGGAUGAAUGUCAAGAAGGCUGUUUCAGAGGAGGCAGAAGUUGUGAAGCAGUUGGAUGUGGAGAGAAGGUCAUUUAAGGAAGCCCCUGCUGCACGCCGUGCUGCUUCCCCACCAAUUAAUACUAAAUCAUCAUUUGUGUUCCAACCUUUGGAUGAGUAUCCAACCUCUUCUGGUGCUGGUGCUUCUAUGGACGAUCCUGAUGUGUGGAGGCCACCAAGUCGAGACAAUUCAACUAGGAGACCCGGAAGGCCUGGCCAAGCGGGGACGAGGAAAUCACCUCAAGACGGAGCUUGGGCACGUGGUGGUUCAACUAGAACAGGACCAGCUGGUCGUGGUGGAAAGACUACAGCUUCAAGCAAGGUGAAUACAGGUGUACGCGCAUCAACGGCUGGAAAGAAGGGCACUGCAGCACCUGGAAAGUCUGGCAAGGCAGAUUCAGCUGUUUACGAGUGGUUUAUUCAAGAUGUUGAAUGUUUGAGAUAUUGAGGAUGUUGAAGAUGGAAAAUCUAAGAAGGGCCAAUACGAAGGGCCAGAUGGCGACUUGGCUGCAAUGCUCGAAAGGGAUGUCUUAGAAACAACCCCUGGGGUGAGAUGGGAUGAUGUUGCUGGACUUAGUGAAGCAAAAAGACUUCUGGAAGAAGCUGUGGUCCUUCCUUUAUGGAUGCCUGAAUAUUUCCAGGGCAUACGAAGACCAUGGAAAGGUGUCCUUAUGUUUGGACCUCCUGGUACUGGAAAGACUUUACUCGCCAAAGCUGUUGCUACUGAGUGUGGUACAACAUUUUUUAAUGUUUCAUCUGCUACCUUGGCUUCUAAAUGGCGUGGUGAGAGUGAGCGUAUGGUUCGAUGCUUGUUUGACCUUGCACGUGCAUAUGCACCAAGCACCAUCUUUAUUGAUGAGAUUGAUUCUUUGUGCAAUGCCAGAGGUGCUUCAGGGGAGCAUGAGUCAUCAAGAAGAGUAAAGUCUGAACUUCUCGUUCAAGUUGAUGGUGUAAGCAAUAGCGCCACAAAUGAAGAUGGAACCAAGAAACUAGUGAUGGUCCUGGCAGCUACUAAUUUUCCAUGGGACAUAGAUGAAGCUUUGAGGAGGAGACUGGAAAAGAGAAUUUAUAUUCCACUUCCAAACUUCGAAAGUCGCAAGGAGCUUAUUAAGAUAAAUUUAAAAACUGUGGAGGUGUCAGUGGAUGUAGAUAUCGAUGAUGUGGCUCGGCGGACAGAGGGGUACAGUGGAGAUGAUCUUACAAAUGUGUGCAGGGAUGCAUCUUUGAACGGGAUGAGGCGCAAGAUAGCAGGGAAGACACGAGACGAGAUCAAGAACAUGUCCAAGGACGAGAUUUCCAAUGAUCCUGUAGCCAUGUGUGAUUUUGAGGAGGCAAUUAAAAAGGUUCAACCUAGUGUUUCCCAAGCCGAUAUAGAAAGGCACGAGAAGUGGUUUGCUGAAUUUGGAUCGGCAUAAUGGAGGAGGUACAGUAACGGAGCUGGUUUAAUUCCGAUCGUAUGUGUACCCUAUCAUCGUCCUCUCAUUUGGUCUUCUGGUUUUCUUGGGCUGCUCUUCCUCGUUUAUUGUAAUUCUAUUGUGUAAUCUUUAUUCGUCCUUGCGCUAUUUCUCACUGUGUGAACUCGCUUCCCUGCAAAUGUAAUUGAGUUGCUUAUGGGAACACGGUCUCUCAGCCGUGUGAACUUAGCGACCUGAUGGAGUGAAGUACGAUUUCAAGGUGGUAAGACACUGGUUUUGUUUCAUAAUAUGUUUUACACACAACUCUUUGUACUUUUAGGUAGAAGUUGUGGAGUGUAGGCAAAAUGCCACUUGGUUAUCAAAUCGCUGACUUUCGUGAAAAGUGAUCAGAUUUGGUCGAAAUCUCAUUGUUAAGACUAAGACCUAUUGUUUUGGUCCUUUUGGAUUGAGAUUAUGAUUGAUAUUAGAGUUUUAUUUAGUAUUUGG